AUGACCUUUCCAAUGGAUGGUUGCACCCUUGCCUUCUUUGGAGGUGGCGCCACGGUUACAGGAGAGUCAGAUAGUCUAUUUGGCGGAAGGCUAUUUAAGGAAUUGGAAGAAUUACUUAAACAUACUUGUCCAAUGUUGUUUUGUCCUUUGGGUUUAGCCAUUGGUUAUGGUUUGUCAAGUGCCAGUAGUACACUGUUAUCGCAGACGUUUGGAAGUGGAAAUUAUAUACAAGUUGGUAUUGUGUUGCAGCGUUCUAUCUAUGUUCUUCUUCUAUCUGUUUUCCCAUCUUGUGCCAUACUCUACAAUGCUGAAAUAAUAUUGUUGUUUUGCAAGCAAGAUCCAACAAUUGCAAGUGGGGCUGUUUGGUCACAGGUUGUAACCUAUUGGUUUUUGGCUGGUGUGCUUGUCAUCUAUAUAAAAGUAGCAUCUAUACAAGAACAAACGUGGGGAGGUUGGACAGUAGAAGGUCUAUACGAUUGGAACGAAAUUGUACAUUUGGGGAUCCCAGGCAUAAUAUUUACGAUUAUGGAAUGGAGUUGUUUUGAUAUUCCAUCUUUGGUAGCAGGCUUGCUAGGUGACGAUCAACUUGCAGUCUAUUCCAUAAUAUGGCAAGUGCUAAACAUUUCAAUUAUGCCUUGUUUCAGCAUGGCUCGAAUUGUCAUUGUACGUGUUGGAAAUUUCCUGGGAAAGUACGAACCUUCCCACGCACGAAUCGCUGGACGUGUAGCUUUAUUGAUCAACGUGAUUUCCACCAUCAUCAUUGUGAUUAUUGUAGUGUGUAUGCGCAACAUUUUACCACUGCUUUUCACUAGUGACAAAUAUAUUGUUCAGUUGACGUCAUCAACCUUACCAGUUUUAGUAUUGCUUAUUCCCUACAGCAACGCAAUUACCCAAGCUGCUAUUUUACAAGGAAUCGGACAUCAACGGACAGUAGCAAUUUACAGUUUUAUAGUAUACUAUCUUAUUGGUUUACCGAUUGGUUUUUUCUUAAUAUUCGUCGUUAAAACUGGAAUGGUUGGCUACUGGAUUGGUAUAUUUUUAGCCUCAGUGUGUCAGAGUCUCUUCUAUGAUAUUGCAAUCACGAGGAUCGAUUGGGUACAAGAGGCAGAAAAGGCUCACAUGCGUGCUUACAUCAAUAUACAGGGCAAGUAUACUACAUCUUUAAACACCUCCGAUGACGAUUUUGCGGAAGAUUAUAUAAUAGAAAACCUUAAUUCAAAGAGCAACUAUCAUUAUGAUGCCACAUACGAUGGUCAGAAUGAGAGUACUUCACUCUGUAUGAAAGAGAAUGGCUCAACAAAAUCAUUUUCUACAAAUGAACGACCAGUUAUCAAAUCAAUAAUAAUGAAACGAAUUGCAGUCCUUGUUUGUAUGAUUAUUGUUCUUAUAGUCGGUGUCUUGAUUGAAAGUUCGAUGACGUCAAGAGUAAGGGAAUUUAUGAAGGAGGAACUUAAUGUGGAUUUCAAUGCUACAUCUAUAGAGUGA
Molecule: messenger RNA, 1485 nt
Organism: Saccoglossus kowalevskii
Lineage: Eukaryota; Metazoa; Hemichordata; Enteropneusta; Harrimaniidae
Product: multidrug and toxin extrusion protein 1-like
Biological process (GO): xenobiotic detoxification by transmembrane export across the plasma membrane
Cellular component (GO): membrane
Molecular function (GO): xenobiotic transmembrane transporter activity; antiporter activity
Source: RefSeq, a predicted model, not a curated record